Molecule: messenger RNA, 2275 nt
Organism: Erpetoichthys calabaricus (reedfish)
Lineage: Eukaryota; Metazoa; Chordata; Cladistia; Polypteriformes; Polypteridae
Product: mucin-16-like
Exons: 11
Coding region: 22-1395 (457 amino acids)
Source: RefSeq, a predicted model, not a curated record
UGUAUAAGUAUUUAACUUAUUAUGUCCUUUACAGCUCCAGUCUACUUCACUAUUAACUUCACAUUGACCAAUCUGAGUUUCAGUGGAGAGCUCGCAAACAAAAGCAACCCAGUGGCGAGCACUAUCACAUCUCUGGUCAGUAAUAUGCUUGAAAACAGCAGUUUGUCUCCGGAAUUUAAUUCUUGUCAGCCAUUUUCCUUCAGUCCUGGACUCAACAAUGGUACAACUGUAGUGCUCAGCUGCACAUUCAAGAAUGACACUUCAGUGACAAAUUUGAACAGAGUGACUGUUUACACAGAGCUCAGCCAAAGAACCCAAAACAGCACUCUGUUGGGACCGUACGGGAUGGAUCCCAACAGCUUCUAUGUCAAUGGCUAUCAUGAAAUCAUACCAUAUUCUAACAAUCCCAUCCUUCCGUCAUAUUCUGUGAACUUCACAAUCACUAAUGUAAAGAUCCCUGCAGAUCUGGGUAUAAGCAGAGCUGAUGAAUAUCAAUAUCUGUCUCUUACACUCACUACCUUGAUGGACAAGCUUUUCAGAAAUAGUAGUGUUCCCUACUUCUACAGUAGCUGCACAUUACUUGAUUUUAGUCCUGCAAAUGGAGGUGACAACACGGCAGUGUAUGCAUUGUGCAAUUCCACAAAUAACAACCCUGUCGAUGGAUCUAAUGUGGCACAAGUCUACCAUGCAAUAAGAAGUGGAACUGCCAACAUCACAACUUUGGGACCCUAUACACUGGACCAAAACAGUCUAUAUGUUAACAACUAUACUGAGGGACAGAAGCUUCCUUUCCCCACUCCCACUGUUCUGAGUUCCACAUCCAUGAAUCCAAUGACAGAAUCCACCAGCUCUGACAGUAGUAAAUUUACUGUUAAUUUCACCAUCAUUAACAGAAACUACAGCCAGGACUUGGACAAUCCCAACUCUCUAUUAUAUAAAGAAAUGAAGUCAAAUAUAACUCAAAUGAUGACAGCUCUGUACAGUAAAAGCAGCUUGAACAACAGUUACCAGUACUGCACACUAAAUGGUUUCAGUGCUGGAUCUGUGAAAGUGAACUGCCUUUGCACCUUCAAGAAGAUCAGUAAUGGAUCAGCCCUCGUUGACAGCGCUGUCCAAAAUGCCUUUGCAACGGGGACAAACAGCACAACACUGCUCGGAGGGGUCUAUGAGCUACGAUCAGACAGUCUGUCUGUGAAGGACACUGUUAUCAUAAUUCCACAACGUAAUGAAGUGCCCUUCUGGGCCAUUAUCCUGAUUGUCCUGGCAAUCUUAUUGGGUCUCAUUCUUCUUUUCUUCUUUUGCUUUUUGCUGGCACUUCUGGCCCAACGGCGCAUGGCUGGCUCUUAUGAUCUGAUGAAAAUCCCUUAUGGCGAGUACUACACUCACCUAAAAUAAAUGGAAUAAAUGCAUGUGGCCAACUGUAAAAGGCUGACUUUCUGCUGAUUCAGAGCUCUCAUGGAAAACAUUUUAUACUUCCUACAACGAGAAGGUCAAGAACAACUUGGCUUUUGUAAUAUAACAACAUUGAUAUUUCUAGUUAUUUACAUACAAUUUGCAAUUGCUCUGUAAGAACAAAGAAGAUGUAGUGAUGUGGUUUACUUCGCUUGUAAUAAUGAUAAAAAUAAUAAUAAUAAUAAUAAACAUUUUAUUUAUAUAGCACUUUUCCCAAGCUCAACUUGAAGUGCUCAGAAACUACUUUUUAUGUUUAGUAUUAUCAACAAACUCUUUAUGUUGACCUUUGUACUUUCUUAAUGUUGAUUCAAAAAAGCAAUAUUUAGCAAUAUAUUAUUUCUCAUUUUCAAAUGCACACAAUUGAAGGAGUAUAAAUACUGCAGGAAAACAAAAUGUAAUAAAAAUGCCUCUUUGCACAGGAACCGUGGUUUUAAAAUAUCUAGUGUAUUUUUUACUCAGGAAAUGUAAUGAUAUUUCAUUUUUACAGUCUUUUUUUCUUAUCAGCUACAAAAUUAUAGCUAUGUUGCAAAAGAAUCAAAUAAAAUAAACCAUGUCUGUUUAGUAUCAUCUAUGAAUAUACUAUAUAUGUAAGGAUAUUUGUGUGUGUGUAUAUAUAUAUAUAUAUAUAUAUAUAUAUAUAUAGAGAGAGAGAGAGAGAGAGAGAGAGAGAGAGAGAGAGUAAUCAUAUUUAUAAGUGUUUAUAGCUUUCAAAAUGCACUCUGUGUAAGAGUAACUGUAAUAUUUUUGCUGGUACUUAAAAUGAUAUUUUAUUGUAUGAAAUCAUUAAGACUAUAUAUUUUAUUACUAUUUAAAAUAAAUUAUU